AUGCUGCAUCCCAGAGCGUUGCUGUGUUCAGAUGUCAAUACCCCAAAAGGCUGCGUCUGCACCUCCUCACAACCUCGUGGGCAUCUUGGGGUCCGGCCUCGGUGCCACCGGGAGCUCUCGGCCAGCCUGCACCCCUCUCUUGUGUUGCAGGCCGUGUUUAACCUGCUGGUCCCGGACCACGCUGCCGACGCCUUCUCUCCGCCGCGGCUGGGCCCGCGAGGCCCGUGGGACGCGCUGGUGGAGCGGCUGCUGGGCGGGCUGGGCCGCUGGGACGCCGAGCAUUUCCUGUUCAUCGCCGAGCGCGGCUACCUGCUGGAGCACAACUGCGCCUUCCUGCCGCUCUUCCCGCUGGGGCUGCGGCUGCUGGCCGGGCUGCUGCCGUGCCCGCUGCAGCCGCGCGGCCGGCUGCUGCUGGCGGCCGCGCUGCUGAACGCGCUGCUGUCGGCGCUGGCGGCCGCGGCCCUGCUGCGCCUAGGCCGGGCCGUGCUGCGGCGGCCGCGCCAGGCCUUCGUGGCCGCGCUGCUCUUCUCCCUCAGCCCGGCCGGCGUCUUCAUGGCCGCUGCCUACUCGGAGAGCGCCUUCGCCGCGCUGGCCUUCAGCGCCAUGUGGCAGCUGGAGAAGGGGCACGGCUGGCUCAGCGGGCUGCUCUUCGCCCUGGCGUCCGGGGCGCGGGCCAACGGGCUGGUCAACGCGGGCUUCGUGCUGUACUGGCGCGGCAAGCGCUUCGCGCUGCGGCUGCAGGACGGAGCGGCGCUCCCCGCGCUGGCGAAGCGGGCCCUCGGCCUGGCGUCUUCGGCAGCCCUGCUGUGUGCCCUGAUUUCCCUGCCUUUUGCGGUGUUUCAGUACUACGCCUACGUGAGGUUCUGCGAGCCCGGCACGGGGCUGGGCCAGGCCGUUCCCGAGCCGCUGCUGCAGCUGGCACGGGACAAGGGCUAUCGUGUGGCAGGCGCGGCUGGGGAUAAACCCCCUUGGUGCUCCCAGCGCUUCCCUCUGGUCUAUUCCUAUAUCCAGGACACUUACUGGAACGUGGGCUUUCUAAGGUACUUUGAGCUCAGACAGAUCCCCAAUUUCUUGCUAGCUCUGCCUGUCACCCUUCUGAGCUCAUGGGCUGCCUGGACCUACGUCAGCACAAACCCCCGGCACUGCCUGACUCUUGGUCUAGAGAGGAGGAAGAGUGAAGAGAGAGGAAAGGCAAGAGAUGGAUUUUGUGGCCCUGCUGCCUUCGUGUAUGUGGUCCACAGCACGGCCCUGCUGGCUUUCGGGUUCUGCUGCAUGCACGUGCAGGUGCUGACCCGGUUCCUCGGCUCCUCCUCUCCCAUCCUGUACUGGUUCGCAGCUCACCUGCUUCAGGAACACGAACCUUUGCUCUGGAGCACAGGGGCUGAUAAGCCAGCCUCUGGGAAGGCUCUUCUGGGUAAAUCUCCCAGUUCCUGUGGGAAAGGGACCUCGGACAACCCCGUUGUGAGGCUGCUGCUGAACUGGCGAUCGAUCACCCCCCUCAGCAAGAGCAUCCUGGGCUUCUUCCUGGGCUACUGGCUGCUGGGACUGAUCCUGCACUGCAACUUCUUCCCGUGGACGUAGCUGGUGGGAUAGGAGCUCGGCUCAGAACUGAAACUACCUGCUCUGAAAGCCUGAGGUGGCUGUGGUGACGCUGUCGUUGCAGUUACAAAGGUGUUACUCCUCCGUUGCCACCUCCCAUGCGGGAUGUUCUCUGCGGUGUGAUGCUGCAGCAUCCUGCCCCGCUCAGCUGGCAUUGCUGACAGCCAAAAUUCCCAUCCCGUGCCUGGGAUGGGGAAUGCACCUCGGUUCCUGCCUCUCCUGGGGGAGAUGACGGCAGGCACGGACUUGUGGCAGGAUGCUGUGAGGGGUUUGGGGAUUGCCUGGGAUGUGCUGUGGGCACGGCAGGAGGCUCCGGCUGCCCUGUGCUGCUCAGACUGCUCCGCUUCCUUGCCCAUGGAGCCAGGCUGGGCAGGGGCAGGCGGGUGGUGGGCGCUGCGUGGGCACUGCACGACCCCAAUAAACACGGGAAGGUUACCGGA
Molecule: messenger RNA, 2039 nt
Organism: Lonchura striata (white-rumped munia)
Lineage: Eukaryota; Metazoa; Chordata; Aves; Passeriformes; Estrildidae
Source: RefSeq, a predicted model, not a curated record